CGAAUGCUUGGAGCUGAAGACAAGUAUGCUCUUUUCAAUCUGAGUGAUUUUCUGUAAAGCGAAGCUGAAGCUUACACAACCUUCCACUUACGCCCACCGGCAAACAAGGUUUCCUCCGAUUCCUUUGUAGUAAGUUGAGAGCUUUGGGGUCGACUCAGGUUUCGGAAAAAUCUAGAGACAGAGACCCGGCUAUACUUUUUUUGGUCUGGGAAAUUCUAUAGAGAGAGAGAGAGAGAGAGAGAACCCGUUUGCUUUUGUUGUUUUGCAUUUGUCGGGUACUUUUGGCGUAGGGAGGAAUUUCCGUUAUGGAAGUGAGAGAAAAAGUGUUUCUUUGGGGUUUUCAUGGUUUUAGAGACAGGUUCUUGGGGUUUUGACAGAUUUUGAUGAUUAAGUUUCUUAGUAUGGCAGACAGAAUAGGCACCGUUUGAUCAUGUUGGUUCAGUCAGAAAGUACUAUAUUCUUGGUUUGGGGGUAAAGGAGGAAGAGAGUUGAAUUGCUUGGUGAGCUUCUAAAUAAUUUUGUUCUGAAUAGAAGCAUGGCUGUGGCGAGUGCUGUGCCUGCAAUUACACGAGGUUUCAGGUCUGUGGGGUUUUCUCAGGACUUUGGGGUCACCGGCAACAUGGCUGGGGUGGAAGAAAUUGUAGAGGAGCCUAACAAAAGUGUGGUUAAUGACACUAUUUAUGUUACUGUGGCAAAAGAUUUGAAAGAGAGCAAGUUAAAUCUGACAUGGGCUAUACAAAACUCUGGAGGAAACAAGAUUUGCAUCCUCCAUGUUCAUGUGCCUGCAACUAAGAUCCCCUUGAUGGGCACUAAGUUUCCAGCAAGUUCAUUGAAAGAAGAGGAAGUUGAAGCAUACAGGGAGCUUGAAAGGCAAAACAUGCAUAAGAAUCUAAAUGAACAUCUUCUCUUCUGUUCGCGAAUGGGGGUGCAAGCAGAGGAGUUGCAUAUGGAAAUGGAAUGCAUCGAGAAAGGUAUUGUACAGCUUGUCUCUGAGCAUGGUAUCUGUGAGCUUGUGAUGGGGGCAGCAUCUGAUAAUCGUUAUUCUAGGAAAAUGCCGGACCUCAAAUCCAAGAAAGCCAUUUAUGUAAGUGAACAUGCUGCAGCUUAUUGUCGGAUACGGUUUGUCUGCAAAGGGCGCCUUAUACACACUAGAAAUCGCUGCUUGGAUGAUGGUAAUGAAGAGGUUGCAUCACCUUUGCCGCCACAGAGGCCAAACCCUGAAGUUGUGCGUGCACCUCAGUUGAGGUCUCAAUCUGUUACGGUGGGGCAGAAUGAUCGGAAAAGGCUGGAGUUACUUCCCAGAGCAAGGUCUGCCAUUUCUGGGCAUGAAGGGAGAAUAGAGACCUUUUCUUCUCCUGACACAGAACGGUUUUCCAGUCCAAGUAACAUAUUGGGUAUAGAAGCAGACGGGCUGUCAAGAAAGAGUCCUUCAGUUUUAUCAACAUGUUCUGAAAGUGGUGCUGUUGAAGCAGCAUUGACUCCUAAAUUGAUUUAUGAGGGGAGUGAAAAUGUAAUAGAAUCAAGUGAAUUUUCUCCAGUUAAAGCAAGUCUCCAUCGUCCAUCUCCUGUUAGCGUACUGGAUGGAGGAAUGGAUGACUCUCUCUACUAUCAACUUGAACAAGCCAUGUAUGAAGCUGAGACUGCUAGGCGGAAUGCCUUUCAAGAAACACUUAGGCGUGGGAGAGCUGAAAAAGAUGCACUUGAUGCUAUGCGGAGGGCCAAAACAUCUGAAAGCUUGUAUAAAGAAGGACUCAAACAAAGGAAACGAGUCGAGGAAGCGCUAGAAAAAGAAAGAGAAGAACUUGAAGGGGUGAAGGGCAACAGAGACAAAGUUAAGGAAGAACUAAGACUUGCCCUUGAUCAAAAGCUGUCUUUAGAGAGUCAAAUUGAAUCAUCUGUAUUCAUGGUAAGGGAGUUAGAGCAGAAGAUUAUAUCUAUGGUGGAUCUGUUGACAACAUACAAGAAAGAAAGAGAUGAGUUACAGAUGCAGCGCAAUGAUGCAUUGAAAGAGGCUGAGGAGUUGAGGAAAAAACAAGGAGAGGUUUCAAGCGUCAAUGGGCCUGAGUCGUUUUCAGAGUUCUCUUUUCAAGAGAUUGAACAUGCAACAAGAAACUUCCAUUCAUCCCUAAAGAUUGGAGAAGGGGGAUAUGGAAAUAUCUAUAAAGGUACCUUGCGUCAAACCGAAGUGGCCAUAAAGAUGUUGCACGCAGACAACAAAUCGCAAGGACCUGCAGAGUUUCAACAGGAGGUUGAUGUAUUGAGUAAGCUAAGACAUCCCAACCUUAUCACCCUCGUAGGAGCCUGCCCAGAAUCCUGGACUCUUGUCUACGAGUAUCUACCAAAUGGAAGCCUUGAAGACCGUCUCAAUUGCAAGGAUAACAUGGCUCCAUUAUUAUGGCAAACUCGAAUUCGCAUUGCUGCUGAGCUCUGUUCUGCUCUCAUCUUCCUUCAUUGCCAUAGACCUCACUCCAUAGUGCAUGGAGACUUGAAACCCUCUAAUGUUCUACUUGAUGCUAACUUUGUUAGCAAGCUUAGUGACUUUGGAAUUUGCCGCAUAUUAUCCAAUAUUGGGACUUCAGGUGAUGAUACUACAGAUUGUUGUCGAACUGUUCCAAAGGGUACUCUAGUCUACAUGGACCCCGAAUUUCUCACCUCUGGGUAUCUUACGCUAAAAUCAGAUGUUUAUUCAUUUGGCAUCAUAUUAUUAAGAUUGCUGACUGGGAGACCAGCCAUGGGGAUAGCAAAGGAAGUGCAAUACGCACUAGACACUAGAAAGUUUAAAUCCCUCUUGGAUCCUUUGGCUGGAGACUGGCCAUAUGUGCAAGCUGAACAGUUGGCUCGUGUGGCUCUAAGGUGUUGUGAGUGGAAUCGAAAGAACCGACCAGAUCUUCGUUCAGAUGUCUGGACGAUACUGGAAGCAAUGACUGCUUUUUGUGGAGGCACGGAUUCCUUUUCCUUUAAACUGGGUUAUAAAGGGUCUGACCAGCCUCCUUCAUGUUUUAUCUGUCCAAUCCUUCAGGAACUGAUGCUGGAUCCGCAUAUUGCAGCGGAUGGUUUUUCAUAUGACGGUGAGGCGGUACGACGAUGGCUCGACAGUGGUCAGGACACGUCACCCAUGACAAACGCAAAGCUUAAACAUCGUGAAAUUGUGCCAAACCACGCUCUUCGCAGUGCAAUUCAGGACUGGCUACAAAAUCACUGAACUAGUUUCCCAUUCCCACUACCUCUUGUUUAUAUUUAGCAGUUUUGAGGAGAAAGUUCCGUACAUAGAUUUCUUCUUCAAUUUUGUUCCAUUGAAUCAUGUGCCAAACCUGUCUU
Messenger RNA from Neltuma alba, 3318 nucleotides. RefSeq names its product U-box domain-containing protein 33. Gene Ontology annotation, molecular function: ATP binding; protein kinase activity; ubiquitin-protein transferase activity. The transcript has 10 exons. The record is from RefSeq and is a predicted model, not a curated record. Gene Ontology annotation, biological process: protein phosphorylation; protein ubiquitination. Bases 536 to 3202 code for a protein of 888 amino acids. NCBI's taxonomy places the organism in Eukaryota, Viridiplantae, Streptophyta, Magnoliopsida, Fabales, Fabaceae.